AUGUUGAAGAUAUGGAGUAUGAAGAAGAAUGAGGACGCUGUGGCCAAGAAGAAGCCGAAGACGAGCGCAGCGCAGAUUCGUGUGCAGAAAGACUUGACUGAGCUCGACCUCCCCGACACCAUGAAGACACAUUUCCCCGAUCCCAACGAUCUCCUGAACUUCACCCUCACCAUCACACCCGACGACGGCAUGUACAAGGGUGGCUCCUUCGUAUUCUCGUUCGCGAUCAACACCAAUUACCCUCACGAGCCACCGAAAGUCAAAUGCACACAGACGAUAUACCAUCCGAAUGUAGACCUCGAGGGAAAUGUCUGCUUAAACAUCCUUCGAGAAGACUGGAAGCCCGUGCUCAACUUGAACUCGGUCAUGGUCGGCCUGCAGUACCUCUUCCUAGAGCCCAACGCAGACGAUCCAUUGAACAAGGAUGCUGCGCAAGAACUGAUCAAGAACCGCGAACACUUCUUAUCGAAUGUGAAGCAGUCGAUGCGCGGAUAUAACAUCAAGGGCGUCCAGUAUCAGAAUGUCAUGGGAUGA
Molecule: messenger RNA, 534 nt
Organism: Pleurotus ostreatus (oyster mushroom)
Lineage: Eukaryota; Fungi; Basidiomycota; Agaricomycetes; Agaricales; Pleurotaceae
Gene: UBC12
Product: NEDD8-conjugating protein ubc12
Exons: 6
Coding region: 1-534 (177 amino acids)
Source: RefSeq, a predicted model, not a curated record